AUGCUGGCUCUCCGCCCACGACGGGCCCUCUCCCCCCUCUUCCUCCCCGUCCCCUGCCUUGGUCUCCGCGCGCUCCUCCCCUGCCUGCGCUAUUGUUCCCUCCUCGCCCUCCGUGGGUUGCGCCCGCUCGUCCCGCCGGCAUCCACGGCGCUCGCCCCACGGUCGAUCGUCCGCCGUUCGGCGGUCCCCAGGCGAUUCUGCCUCCUCUCGCGCGGCUUCGAGUCGCCCUGCCUUCCGUUUCUGGCUGGGCGUCGUUCCCGGCUGCUGUUACUUCAGCCUGUGGUUAUGGUCGAGUCGCCAUCUGUUCGGUUUGCGGUUCGCCUCCGCCUCCACCCCUUGCGGUCUCCCUGCCGCUCGUACCCCCUGAUGGCUGACGGUGCUCUUGGGCUUGUGGCGUCUGCUCUUGCAGAUGCCAUCCCCGGAGAGGCCCCGGGGGACCAGGUGCCAGGCCUGCUCCGAGCCUUCGCGGUGCUGGCUGGACGCGGAUCCUCUUCCCAGUCUUCUCGCGGCCGGCGUGGUGGGCUUGCUCGGCGUGGUCGCCGUGGUGGCUCGCACCAGCCGGUGUAUCACUCCCCUCCUGGGCGCACUCAUGCGUUUCUGCGACCGCGUCAGCAGCAGUCGGCCCUCCCCGCCGCCGCCCCUUCUUCUUCCGCAGGCUCAGUUGCCGCCGUCGCAACCUUCGUCGUCGCCACUCCAGCCACAGUCCCCGUCUGUUCUUCAGGCGGCUCCUUUGCCUUCUUCUUCCCCGUUGCCGUCAGCUCCCUCUGCCCCUGCGGUUGUUCUGCCAGCUUCUUCAGCACCGCCUGCUCUACCCCCGAGCGCGCUCCCACAGUUGUUUCUUGGGGGGCGUGA
Closterium sp. Naga37s-1 is the source of this 852-nucleotide messenger RNA. The record is from the annotation of a GenBank genome assembly. NCBI's taxonomy places the organism in Eukaryota, Viridiplantae, Streptophyta, Zygnematophyceae, Desmidiales, Closteriaceae.